Gallus gallus (chicken) is the source of this 877-nucleotide messenger RNA. RefSeq names its product immunoglobulin gamma-1 heavy chain-like. The record is from RefSeq and is a predicted model, not a curated record. Gene Ontology annotation, cellular component: immunoglobulin complex, circulating; external side of plasma membrane; blood microparticle. Gene Ontology annotation, biological process: complement activation, classical pathway; innate immune response; phagocytosis, engulfment. Gene Ontology annotation, molecular function: immunoglobulin receptor binding; antigen binding. Bases 80 to 859 code for a protein of 259 amino acids. Lineage: Eukaryota; Metazoa; Chordata; Aves; Galliformes; Phasianidae. The transcript has 2 exons.
GACGACGGGCGGCCCGAGCGCGGCCCCGCUCUGCUGCUGUCCGCCUCCCGGGCAGACGGCAGCGGCGCGGCGGGGCGCGAUGGCGGCCGGGCUGGGGCCGUGGCUGCUGGCCUUGGCCUUGGGGCCGGCAGGAGUGUGUGCACAGUGGAGGUUGGAAGCAUCUGGCGGAGGUGUACGAGCACCUGGAGAUUCUGUGCAGCUCUCCUGCCGUGGAUAUGGCUUCAAAUUUGGAGGUGUUUGGUGGUAUCGUCAGGCACCCGGUGGCCAUCUCAAGUGGCUGUCUGACAUCAGCAAGAGCUCAUACGUAAGAGCAAGCCCUGAGGUGGAGGGUCGACUGAAAGGCUCCCGAGAUGAUUCCCGAGCUAUAAUCUCUCUGUCCUUGCAUAACCUGCGCCCCGAAGACUCAGCGCGCUACUUCUGUGCCAUCACACGGGAACAGGAAAUCCUGCAGAGCUGUAACAAUAACCCCUUCCUGGACACAGCCAAGGUUGCAGGAUACAAAGGGCUGGAAGGUGCUGGAGCAGCUCUGGGCUGCUUCUGGACAGUGAGGAGGCAUCGCUGCACACCACACAUGGCGCUGUUCUUUCUGCAAGAUCUCCUCUUCCCUCACCACUCCUUCUCUCCUCCAGAGUCCCAAAAGCAGUGUUGUAACGUGGCGGUUAUGUUCAGCAUAUUUCUGCUUAGCAAAACAUCAAGCACUCAACCUUCCUGCCCUCAGCCCAUCUGGACUGAUCAGUUCUUGGUUUUCUUCUUUGCUUGGGUGCUCAAAAACUUUGGAGUUCUAGUAAGAGCCUUGCCUGCUUCCACCAGCAGCUGUAGGCAAUUCUUUCCAUGUAUCAGCCAGCAAAGCCAUGGGUAAAUAAAUAUGUCUGAUGUG